Heteronotia binoei (common prickly gecko) is the source of this 2840-nucleotide messenger RNA. It is a transcript of the gene ARHGEF16, whose product is annotated as Rho guanine nucleotide exchange factor 16. Bases 1 to 2133 code for a protein of 710 amino acids. The record is from RefSeq and is a predicted model, not a curated record. The transcript is spliced from 14 exons. Lineage: Eukaryota; Metazoa; Chordata; Lepidosauria; Squamata; Gekkonidae. Gene Ontology annotation, molecular function: guanyl-nucleotide exchange factor activity; protein binding. Gene Ontology annotation, biological process: activation of GTPase activity.
AUGUCCCAGCGGCAUUCAGACUCCUCCUUGGCAGACGAGGCCCCUCUGCUCUGGCGCCAGCUCAGCUCUGAGUUACAGAUCAGCGCCACUGUGGUGACCCCAGAGGGAAAGCCCAACGCUAUGGCAGCCCUGGAGAACACCGCCUUUUCCGAUGACCUCUCGCCGCCUGCCAGCGGGCCCCGCCGGAUCAUCCUCAGCACUGAGAGCCCAGUGGUGGCUCUGAAGGUGGGCACCCAGCAGCUCAUUCCCAAGGGCCUGGCCGAGUCUCCCCGAGCCAAGCCCCCCUCCCGGCACCAGAGCUUCUCGGCCGUGGUGCUGAGCAAAGAGACCUCCCCACGAUGUGACCCCAAGCGCUUGUCGGCCCCCAGCAUUUCUUUCGAAGAUCUGGAGGAGGAGCUGGGCGAGGGGACGCUGAAGCGCAACCUCCGCAACAUGUCCUACCGGGCGGCCAUGAAGGGCCUCGGGAACGCUGAGGCAUCGGAGGCUCCCAGGUUCAGCGCCACCUUGAGGCCCCUCUCGGAAGAAGCCAACGGACAAAGAGCUCGGAGCCCUGGCAGAAAUAAGAGAAACUUUGGGCGCAGGCGGAUGCAACGGCAUGGUGGCUCUUUCAAGGAUGACCCCCGCCUGUAUCAAGAGAUCCGAGAGAGGGGCUUGAACUCCAUCAGUCACGAGUCAGAUGAUGAUCUGCUGGAGGUGGAAACCAUCCCUGAGGAGCCUCCCACGGCCGACUCCGUCAUUGUGGUGAGGAACUAUCGCCCUGCCCACGUCACCUGGAGCCAACUUCCCGAGGUGCAGGAAGCUGGCAUCUUGGAGCUGAUCUCCCCUGAAGAACGGAAGAGGCAAGAGGCCAUUUUUGAGAUCAUCACAUCCGAGUAUUCCUACAUGCGCAGCCUGGACGUUCUGGUGACCCACUUCCUGAAGUCGGAGGAGCUCAAGGAGACGAUGACGCAGACGGAGCACCACCACCUCUUCUCCAACGUUGGGGAUAUCCUGGCAGCCAGCAAGAGUUUCUUUGAGGACUUGGAAAAGAGACACCAGGAGCAUCUCUUGAUCCCAGACAUCAGUGACGUCGUGGAGGAUCGGGCAAACUUCCAUUUCCACCCCUACGUCAUCUACUGUUCCAACGAGGUCUACCAGCAAAGGACCCUGCAGAAACUGCUAACCACAAACCCUGCGUUUAAAGACACGCUGAAACAAAUCGAGCGGAAGCCAGAGUGCGGCAGCCUGCCCUUGUUCUCCUUCCUCAUCCUCCCCAUGCAGAGAGUGACCCGCUUGCCUCUCCUGAUGGACACGGUUUGUCAGAAAACUCGGAUGGGCAGCGCAGCUUACAAUGCUGCCACGAGGGCGCUGAAAGCAAUAAGCAAGCUGGUGAAACAGUGCAAUGAGGGUGCCCACACCAUGGAGAGGACAGAGCAGAUGUACACACUGCAGAAACAACUGGAGUUCGGGAAAAUCAAGAACUUUCCCCUGAUUUCUGCUUCCCGCUGGCUCCUGAAGAGAGGGGAGCUUGCCCUGCCCCUGGUGGAGGAAGGGGGAAUUUUCCGGAAGGGCUCUGGACGGGGGAGCUGCUACCUCUUUGUCUUUAAUGAUGUCCUGAUCAUCACCAAGAAAAAGAGCGAGGAGAGUUACGCAGUCCUGAACUACGCCAUGCUGGAUCAGAUAUCGGUGGAAAAAAUCGAGAACCCCGAUGUUCCCUCUUCUCCCCCAGGCAAGCCGGGACCCAGCAGCAUUCCCCGUAGCGGCCACUUGUUCCGCGUGAUCAUGAACAGGGACAGCGAAGGCAAGCGGGAGGUGGUUGUGCUGGCUGCAGAAUCCCUGAGUGAUCGCGCAAGAUGGAUCACAGCUUUGAUGCACCGGGAGGAAAAAGAGAAGGACACAGCAGACAAAGGAGGUCUCAAACAGGUGGAGAUAACCAGAGCUUACCUGGCCAAGCAGACGGACGAGAUCUCCUUGCAGCAGGCGGACGUUGUCCUCGUCGUUCUCCGAGAGGAUGGCUGGUACUUAGGAGAGCGUCUGCGUGACGGGGAGAGAGGCUGGUUCCCUCAAGCCUGUGCCCAAGAGAUCACCAAUCGCAGUGCCGUGCAGCGCAACGUGCAGCGCAUGGAACGUCUGCGCAUAGAAACAGAUGUGUAAGCUGACUCCUUUUUGCCACUGGGGACGUGACGCCUUCAGCUGGGCCAGAAACGGCAAGCCUGCUCGUUGUUCCCUGUAAAGUUUUCUCCAGGUUUGGAAGAAGAUACUCCUGUCAACGUUUUGGAUCUAGAGCUGCUGUCCAAAGAUGCAAACACCCCUUCAGCCUGGCAGAUGCGGCUUGUUCAGCAAGGGGUUAGCAAAUUGGAAGCCCCCAAGCCAAAUUCACACACCCCCUCCUUUUCUGCCAAAUCCAAAGGCGACCAUUGAAAGAUCGGUGUCCGUGACAAGGUAGCUGGCUGGCAGAUGGUUUGGGGAAGAGGGGUACCUUGUACUUGCCCCUCUCUGUUGAAACUCAACAGCCCAUCAGGGCUUCAAGAGAGUCGUCUUCUGGAUCAAACCACACUUUGGCAGGCAUUUUAGGCAAUCUCUGCGAGACGCUGGUGAGGAAACAAAUGCAGACCUGCUUCUUGACAAUGGACGUGUGCCCAGUUUGCAAAGGACAGGAGCGUGCCCGUCUGCCUCUGCUUUUAUGCCAAGCUCUGCCAUCGACAGGGCGAGCUGCCCUGCAGCUAUGAUUGUCCUUGUGCUAACUGGGGUGACCUUGGAGCACAGCUGGAUUUUUUCUUUUUACUGUGCAAUUUUAGAAGUGUGAGUGCUGCAGCGUACGACGGGAAUAAACCUGAUCGUUCAGGGCUUGGAUGCUAGGA